Molecule: messenger RNA, 632 nt
Organism: Anastrepha ludens (Mexican fruit fly)
Lineage: Eukaryota; Metazoa; Arthropoda; Insecta; Diptera; Tephritidae
Product: reactive oxygen species modulator 1
Exons: 2
Coding region: 227-472 (81 amino acids)
Biological process (GO): protein insertion into mitochondrial inner membrane; protein import into mitochondrial matrix
Cellular component (GO): TIM23 mitochondrial import inner membrane translocase complex
Source: RefSeq, a predicted model, not a curated record
AUUUACUCCAUUAAGAAAAACCCAAACGGCAAAACGCGAAAUCGCAUGUAAUUCGCAUGGGAAAAAAUUCUAGAAACAGUAAAAUCGAUCGAAACCAAAGGAUAUCCUUGCGACUAAAGGAAGUUAAGGACUUUUAGUCUGUAGCAUAUGUGAAAUUAAGCGUUUGUGAAUUGAAAAAAUAGUAAAUACUAUAUAUUGAAAACAAGCACAUUAUCUCAAAAGUAUAAUGCCAGCAUUGCCUAGCGGAGUUUAUGGCCAAGCGCAAGGCCCUUCAUGUUUUGAUAAAAUGAAGACAGGAUUCACGAUUGGUUUCUGUGUGGGCAUGGCAAGUGGAGCGCUCUUUGGCGGCUUUUCUGCUUUGCGAUACGGUUUGCGUGGCCGCGAGCUAAUAAACAAUGUGGGAAAAGUGAUGUUACAAGGUGGAGGCACAUUUGGCACUUUUAUGGCUAUCGGGACAGGCAUACGUUGCUAAAAGGAAAAGCGGUUUGGCAAAGCCAACAUAUUUUCGGAUUUUUUUUUCUUCUUAAUACUAUAUUAUAGUUAAUAAUUUUAUGAACGUAAUUUUACCCUAUAAACAUAGGUAUAUUGGAUUGUGUGCGCAUAUCGCCAUAAUAAAUAUUUUUGAAAAAUUA